ACGCGUCACGGCACCGCAGGCGGACGCAAUGAGCCCAACACCCCCCGGAACCGCCGGUGCGUCCAGGCGCGGAUGAAGUUGGGAUAUUCGCUUCAUCUUCUUCCAUCUGAACGGAUAAACAGCAAGGUCGAUUCUUCCUUCAUUCGGACACGCGCGGACUGACCCAGAAGGUCCGAUUCGGGCUGGUGCCGCCGAUGUUCGGCCGCUGCUGCUGACUGCGUCCCGCGGUACCGAGCCGGCGUCAUGGUGCACUGUGCGGGCUGCGAGAGGCCCAUCCUGGACCGCUUUCUGCUCAACGUGCUGGACCGAGCCUGGCACGUCAAGUGCGUGCAGUGCGCGGACUGCAAGUGCAACUUGACGGAGAAGUGCUUUUCCAGGGACGGAAGACUUUACUGCAAGAACGAUUUCUUCAGGAGGUUCGGCACCAAGUGUGGCGGCUGCUCGCAGGGCAUCUGCCCCAGCGACCUGGUGAGGAGGGCACGCAGCAAGGUCUUCCACCUCAACUGCUUCACCUGCAUGAUGUGCAACAAGCAGCUCUCCACCGGCGAGGAGCUCUACAUCAUCGACGAGAACAAGUUUGUGUGCAAGGACGACUACGUCACCAACGCCAGCGUGAAGGACGCCAGCCUGCUCUCGGUAACGGCGUGCAGUGACCCCAGUUUAUCACCGGACUCCCAAGACCCCCUGCAGGACGACGUGGUCCUGAAGGACACGGAGAUGGCCGCUCUCUCGGAUAAGGAAACUGUAAAUAACGAAAACGACGACCAGAACCUGGGCGGCAAGCGGCGCGGGCCGCGGACGACCAUCAAGGCCAAGCAGCUGGAGACGCUGAAGGCAGCGUUUGCCGCAACCCCCAAACCCACCAGACACAUCAGGGAACAACUGGCCCAGGAGACCGGCCUCAACAUGAGGGUCAUCCAGGUGUGGUUCCAGAACCGCCGUUCCAAAGAGAGACGCAUGAAGCAGUUGAGUGCUCUGGGGGCCCGAAGGCAUGCCUUCUUCAGGAGCCCCAGGCGGAUGAGGACCCUGGUGGACCGCUUGGAACCAGGAGAACUUAUCCCAAAUGGACCUUUCUCUUACUACGGAGAUUAUCAAAGCGAGUAUUACGGUCCAGGAGGGAACUAUGACUUCUUUCCUCAGGGCCCACCUUCGUCGCAAGCCCAGACCCCAGUUGAUCUGCCCUUUGUGCCCUCUUCAGGCCCCACGGGCACACCCCUGGGAGGUAUGGACCACCCACUACCGGGCCACCAUCCAUCCAGCGAAGUGCAGCGCUUUUCCGAUAUCAUGUCCCACCACCCCGGGGACUCUCCGAGCCCCGAGCCCGGCAUGCCGGGGACCCUGCACAGUAUGUCCUCCGAGGUGUUUGGGCCCAGCCCGCCCUUCACCUCUCUGUCUCUCAACACCAACGGGUACAGCAACCACUUGUCACACCCGCCCACGGAAAUGAACGAAGCCACUGUGUGGUAGCUCUUUGCCAGGCUGGACGCUAACCGGGGUCUUGGAUUCAAACAUGGAUACCAACAGGGUUUGGUCGAUACCACAGGAGUAUUUUUUUGUAUCAUUUCUUAUUUAUUAUUUAUUGGUACGAACCAGAUUGGACACGACAGCCUUCAUCUCCCUGACACUGUCGCUUUUCUACUCAUCAUUUCCUGUUUCAUGCCUUCUUUCUUCCCGAGAUGACGAAUUUGUCAACGGUGGGCGGGGCUACGAGGCGAACGUGGCUUUUUUAGCACUGGGAGAGGCUGUAUCGUUCUGAGGUGCAGGUUAGGACGGCUUUGCGGGAAACGACGCUCAAAGUGUGACAACGUCCGUAAAAUACCGACAUUUUAACCGAAGGAAAUAGCAGAAUAGAAGAACUUAUUGAAGAAUAGUUCAAGGUAAUUUAGAAAAACAAUAAACGAGAAAGAGCGGAUCCUUUCAAAGAACCGUUCAAAUGACCGGAUCCUUGUUCUGGUUCUUCUAAGAAUUUGUUUACCUGUUUAUACGAUAACGAGAAGCAGUUAUAAGAAAAGAUGCGUAUAUUAAUAAUUCAAGUUUUUGGAUUCUCUUUGUGGGAAAUAUUGAUUCCAAUUUAUUCUGGGUUGUUUUGAUUGUAAACGCUCCACAAUGUGCUAGCUUAUCCCCAGUGAGGACCGUGAGAUUAUUACUUAGAGUUUUCUUUCACCCCAGAAAUGUUGUGGAACCAUUUAUACUACAGAGGCUUCAAAUAACCUAAACCUAAAUAGUAAAUCAAUAAGACUACAGCAGAAAUGAGCACAACAUAGUGUAUAAAUGUCAAUGCAACAUUGUACUACCCCACCUUUGGAUGUGCACACCUAAACUUGUCUGGUUGCCCUCACACUGCGGGGUUUUAUGACAAAUUCCAAUAUUGGGGUAACUAAAUCGAUGUUUUAUUGUAGUGGUUCACAUUAGCAAAAACAUAUGACUUCAAUGUGAACUGAGGGUGAUGCGCAGGAAACGUGACAUUGUACCAAAUAAAGGUGGCGUAAGCUACUAAACGCACCAGAAAAGUAUUUCCAAAUGUUGCUUCUUUUUCUUUGACUCCGGCUCGUUUUUGUAUUUUAUUUCAGUCGGUUUAGUCAGGUGGUUUCAAGUGGCUCCUUAACGAAUGGCCGCCGACUGCUAAUCGGUUCUCGUCGUUGGCUUAAAAGAGCCGUUCAAAAGACUUGACUCGCUUGCGAGAAUUGCGAGUGGAAACAGGAAAUAGCAAACAUGAAUUGAUUAACGUUGACCCUGACUUAAACGAGUUGAAAAACUUAUUGUGGUGUUACCAUUUAGUGGUCAAUUGUACAGAAUAUGUACUGUACUGUGCAAUCUACUAAUAAAACUUUCAAUCAACAAUAAAACAAGAAAUGCGAGUGGAAACAGGAAAUAGCAACCAUGAAUUGAUUAACGUGGACCCCGACUUAAACAAGUUGAAAAACUUAUUGGGGUGUUACCAUUUAGUGGUCAAUUGUACAGAAUAUGUACUGUACUGUGCAAUCUACUAAUAAAACUUUCAAUCAAUCAAUCAACAAUAAAACAAGAAAUGCGAGUGGAAACAGGAAAUAGCAAACAUGAAUUGAUUAACGUUGACCCUGACUUAAACGAGUUGAAAAACUUAUUGUGGUGUUACCAUUUAGUGGUCAAUUGUACAGAAUAUGUACUGUACUGUGCAAUCUACUAAUAAAACUUUCAAUCAACAAUAAAACAAGAAAUGCGAGUGGAAACAGGAAAUAGCAACCAUGAAUUGAUUAACGUUGACCCUGACUUAAACGAGUUGAAAAACUUAUUGGGGUGUUACCAUUUAGUGGUCAAUUGUAUGGAAUAUGUACUGUACUGUGCAAUCUACUAAUAAAACUUUCAAUCAAUCAAUCAACAAUAAAACAAGAAAUGCGAGUGGAAACAGGAAAUCGCACCGAUAAAACAAAAAUUGCAAGCGGAAACAGGAAAUGAUAACGGUAUGGCGAUGGUGUCAUGCUAGGGACUGGGCUUAGUGAUCAAACACGGAAAAAGACGUUUCCACAUCCCAUAAAUGUUCGGACCAUGAACGACAUCCCUAGCUUCUGUCAAAGACUUGAAUAGCUUUACGCACAGACUCUGUAUUUUAUUGUAUUUAUUCCCUACGCCUCGGACUCUGUAGGUCUGCCAUAUUGACCGUCCUACCGUCCUUUUGUCCUUCUUCUUCUUUUGCUGUCAAAAUGUCCACCAAGUCCUGGGAACGCCGCCUUCAAAAGGCCAAGACCCGAGCCCUCAACGGAUUGCCAACCCUUUAUUUCAACUUGAAGUCCAGCUUCUAAAACACCUGGACUUGGAACAGUCGAGUGUUUACGUGGUCUACAUGAACCAUUCAGGAGUCCAGAGGUCUGUGUUUUAGAACGCCGUCCACGUAAAAAAAAAAAACCUUGCGAGCAACCAACCAAACUUUUGUAUUGAUUUCCUUUCUUUUGUACGAAGAAACGACACUCGCCGGGGUUUUGCUUCACUGUGCUAGUUUGUACGAAAUGUUGUUUACAAAAGAAAACAUGCAUCCAGCGGAGUAGUUGCCAAAUAAAAGAAUAGCACAAAUAUUA
Molecule: messenger RNA, 4052 nt
Organism: Nerophis ophidion (straightnose pipefish)
Lineage: Eukaryota; Metazoa; Chordata; Actinopteri; Syngnathiformes; Syngnathidae
Gene: lhx1a
Product: LIM homeobox 1a
Exons: 5
Coding region: 244-1467 (407 amino acids)
Biological process (GO): regulation of transcription by RNA polymerase II; neuron differentiation
Cellular component (GO): nucleus
Molecular function (GO): DNA-binding transcription factor activity, RNA polymerase II-specific; RNA polymerase II transcription regulatory region sequence-specific DNA binding
Source: RefSeq, a predicted model, not a curated record